CGUUCUCCCCGGGAGGGGGUGUAUCCUGCUUGGGUGCACUGGCAGGGUCGGGACAGGCGGCAGAGAGGGCAAGAAGCAGCAGGCAGAGCGGCAGAAAGCAGAGCAGCAGAUUGAAGGCAUCAACCCGUGGCAGAGGUGAUAUCUGUUAUGAGACCAAUUAGUCUGGAAUGACAGGGGCAAGGUUUUGGUUGAUGCAGUACAUCAGAACAACAUGAGUAUCGUACUAAAAUAUGCACUAGACUUGAACAACCUCCAUUCAUCCACCUGUUGCUCCUUCAUAGCUUAGUGCAACUGUGGCUGAGAUUGGCUUGGCCGAAUAACAUCCUGGAUGUCUUAUAAAUUCAAAAUGAAUCAUGGCUGAAGACUCUCAGAGAAAUUUCCGUUCAGUCUAUUAUGAAAAAGUGGGGUUUCGUGGCGUUGAAGAGAAAAAAUCGUUAGAAAUCUUGCUGAAAGAUGACCGCCUGGAUAUUGAGAAGCUCUGCACCUUUAGUCAAAGAUUUCCUCUUCCGUCCAUGUAUCGGAUCCUGGUGUGGAAGGUACUUUUAGGGAUUAUUCCUCCUCAUCAUGAAUCUCAUGUCCUGGUGAUGAUGUACCGAAAGGAACAAUAUAUGGACGUGUAUCAUGCCCUCCAAGUAAUUCGCUUCAUCAGUGAUUCUACCCCACAGGUGGAAGUUUUCCUUCGCAUACAUCAACUAGAAGCAGGAAAGUUGCCUCGAAAUCCAGCAUUUCCUCUGGAAGCAGAAGAUGAAGUGUUUCUUGCUAUUGCGAAAGCCAUGGAGGAGAUGGUGGAGGAUCCUAUUGACUGCUAUUGGCUGGUCAAUUGUUUUGUGAAUCAGUUACAUAACAAGUACAAAGAUUCAUUGCAACAAUUGCCAAAAGUUCUUGAACAGUAUUUGAACCUUGAAGACAGCAGACUCCUGAUGCAUCUGAAGAUGUGCUCCACAAUGAACAAGCUUCCCUAUAAUCUUUGGUUUAAGAAGUGUUUUGCAGGCUGUUUACCAGAAUCCAGUUUACAGAGUAGCUCAUCUCUUUUCAGCAGUAGACCCGUGGCUUCCCUGCCUAUCAUUUCUGACUGACACCUUCAACAUUUCUUGCUGGUUGUAACUCAUUUUUCAUCUUUCUUUUCCUGAUUUUCGUCCUGAUAUGUUCAUGUUACUGUGUUUUAUUCUUCAAUAAUUGCAUGCCCUUUCUGUUACUGAAUGUGUAGUGGCCCUGCUUUCCUAUUCCUUUGCCUUCCUUGCAUUAAAAUAAUGAAUUCUGACAUAUUGUCGCAGUCUCCCUGAGUUCUGACCAUCUUCACAUUCUCCUAUCAGUCUGUCUCUGUUGGUCAGAACGUCUAGUUAUUCCCUCUUUCUGAAACAGAACAUUAUAUUUCUAUGCACAGUAAGACUAGCAACAGACAUUGCAUUGAUCCAGCUGUGCCUGGAUUUUUCACAGAACAAAAAAGUCACGGAAUCGGUUUGUAUGCACAUUGCCCUUCCAGUUAGUUUGGUGAGCAGCCACUUUUCUGCCAUUGAUUCAAUAAUGCAAUCCCAGGAUAACCAUUCAGAUGCACUUUGUGAUGUGCCAUGACACAAUGUUAGCACGUCUUAUCCCUUGAACUGUCCUGGGACAAUAGAUAUGGUUUCUCCUAGGACAAAUGCGACGUCUGUUUUUAGCUAAAGAACUUACUGGGGAUGUUAUGCUUUGUCAUAUUUUUCUUCCAGUAGUUAUCCGGGAAGUUAAAAUCCCUCAUAAUUAUUAGCUUAUUUCAUUUUAAAUAUUCUUGUUACCUGUUUGGAGAAUGUCUCUGUUUCUUAAUUUGGGUGGACUGUAAUAUGCUCAUGCACAAAUCUAGAAUUUUCAAAAGGGUAGGCAGCAGAAGAUGGUGAGUUGCAUCAUCACAUAUAAAACAAUGCACAUUUUUCUCCAGUUAAAAAUAACUAGAAGCUUUACUAAUAUGCUAGGGACCUAGGGCUGUAUUAUUCAGUUUAAGACUGAAGGAAAAAUAAAUAUAACGUCAUUGGAAUGAGUCAAAAACAGUCUGCAGGGCUGUGAAAUAGCUGCUCCUGGUCAUGAAACUCCUAACACACAGUGGAAUUACAGGACAAGGGAUAGGCUGACUUGUGGAACCUCAAGACCAUUAAAAAGAAGAGGGGCAUUCAUACCCGUGGAAUGAGGAGUUUAUAAGGGAUCAGGGAGAUGGUAAGGAGCCAGGAAGUCAAGUGACUCCCUCAGCACUGUCUGACUAGAAAUGCUGCUGGCACAGCCAGGCAGUUAGCUUUGAACUUUGACUGGACCAGGGAUCAAAGAGGGGUGCAAGUUUCCCCCUCCCCGAUCCACCCCUGAAUAUACUCCUACCACAGCAUCAUUGAACUCCCUCCUUCCCCCCUUUAUCAUGACACAGAUAUACUUAACAGAUCUGCUGCUCUCAUUCUCUUGGACCUUCAGCAAGUGCACACAAUCUUGAUAUAUGGUGCAAGGAUGCCCUUCCCCCUGUACCUGUCAUUCCAGAACAAGCUAUAGUAGUAUUUAGUAUAGUAUUAGUAUAGUUAGUAUUUCAGUUUUGGGAUUUAUUCCACCAAGUCACUGUAAUGCUAAGUAAAUAGUAAUUUUCUUUACAUAUCAGAACCAAACAUUUUCAUGUUUUGAAAACAAAUGUAUAUGUGUACAUGUCUGUGUGUGUUUUAAUUUUCUUUCCAUAGAAAAUUUCACAGUAGAGUGGCUUUUCAUUCCAGUUGGAAAUGCAAACAGAUUUUAACGUGUUGGAGUGUAUUAUAGAAUAGAAAUUCCAUUUUCCAGCUUGCUGUACCGAAAGCAUUAGAAAGGUCCAGUUAUCAGAUCAGGUGCGUUUAGUCAUUCAGUUGGAAUCAUAUCGGCCAAAGAACUAGCUAAUUAUAGGUGACUUGUAAUGGUUGCACUUAAACGUUUGGGAGGUUCGUUUUGGAUUAGAAUUUAGAAGCCCAAAUGCUGUGUCUGUAAUGUAUCCAUAUGACUGUUUCAGCCUCUGAGAUCUGCAAAAGGGAGUUGGGACUCUCACAAGGACAGGAUUAUCCAUGCAGGCCUUCUUAUUCACAAUGUUCAAGUGGGAAGUGAUGUGAACACAGCUUUUUCCCAGGACACUUUGGACUAGAUGUAGUCAACCAUCUUAUGGGAGACGGUAAAAAAACCCAAAACAGCCCAUCCUGCGCCUUGCUUUCUUUCAGAGCUGUCUGCAUACAGGCAUUUGACCUGCAAGUGGUUAACCCCUGGUCACUGCUCCCCCAGUUGCUCCCACUAUUGCUGUGGUCAGGAUCUCAAGGCUCCUGCUCCCACUUCCUCUGUUAGUAGCUCAUCUCUUUUGUGCAGUAGACCUGGUUUCUGUUCCCUGGCCCACCUCCUGCUCCCAUCUUGGCUACAGGGUGGCAUAGCUCUCAGGUCCCUGAGGGGCCUGCUGCCACUGCAGUAUGCUGAGGAGCCCACCCAGCAUACCUUCCAGCAGCCCAAAAGCUGGACAGUCCUGCCUUACUUAAGAGCCCUUGUUUGGGAAAGAUACCACCAUACAACAAAUGCUUACAAUUGUAUUCAGUGCUAUUCAAUACAGGUUCUCUGAUUGUUGUGCAGAAUUUUAUCCAGAAGCUGUCAGUAACAAUUAGAUGGAGAAAAUAGAGAAUGAGGUAAAGUAUGCAGAUUAUGAUUUAUUCUCUCUCCAUUCAGUUGAGUGCUUUGUUUUCAGUAAGUUAUUUAAAGACUUCAUUUUCUAGCACCCUCUUCUCUUGCUCCUGGCAUACGUACAUUUUGUGUGCCAGUUCAAAUAAAUUGUUAUGGAUACCUGAUUUAUUUAAAUUUGUUCACAACUUGUGUGGAAAAUCUUUCUUAGGAUUUAUGCCAAAUCUCCAUUAGGACUAUCCUGCCAGUAUAGCUAUGCAGCAUAGCUGUGCAGUUUUGCUGUUAUAAAACCCUGGUGUAGUGUGCAGGACCACUGAUCUCUACACACUUCAUCACUUUCCUGAUAUAUUUAGCGCCAGCAGGAGUCUGUAGCCUAGACAUAGGCUACAAGUACCAUUCUAAUGAUUCAGCUGAAGUUUGGAGGGUAAUGAGGGAACACUUGAAUUAUGCUAACUCCCCCAAAAUUCUGUCAAGAUAAGGGUCUGAGCACUGGUUCAGCAAAUCUCUUAAAUGUGCACUUAAUUUGCAGCAGAAGAUUUCAGCAUGUGCUUAAUUAAGUGCUUUUCUGGGCCAAGAGCCUUAAUCAGGACAGCCAUUUUAAUUGGGAUGAAAGGGUAAAAACAGAUGUUGCCAGACUUGUCCCACCUCAGCUCAUCCACCUCAUUGGGUGAAAUACAUGUUGCCUGUUGUCUUGCAUCAGGCAGGGCGAUGUAUUCUCUCAUUAGUGACAGGGAGGUGGGUGCAUGUGCACCCCCUGAGCUUGGUGGUGCACCCCCUGCAAAAAGCGCCUCCAGUGCUACUGCCAGUGCCUGCAGGUGGUCUCCACUCACCACCGCUCCUCCCCUCUGUCGCUGUUGACACCACCGCUGGCGGUGUCUGUGGGCAGUCCCUGAUUGCCACUGGCCGCCACCGAUGCUGCCGGCAGCAUCUGUGGGUGGUUGCCAAACACUGGUAGGCGCUCGCCAAACCCCCUCCUUCUCCCCCCCUCGGCCCCCCCACAUGGAAGUGUGGAUCCUGGCGUGGAGGUGUGGGGCCCUGGAAUGUCUUUAUGUCCCACACUGUUUCGUGCCUCCUUCCUGUGACUUGUACCUCUGUAUAAAGCAUGGGUUGGUGUGGGACCCAGCGCAAGUUGCAGCAUGGAGGCACAGGUCACUGGGGAUUACCCAGGUCCUAUGCCUCCCUUCUGGGACUCAUGUAGACUUUCCCCACUUACAGAAAUGCCUCUGGAGGUCCUGGGGCAGGUCUCUGUAAGUGGGGAACCCUAACUUUUCCUGCUUAGGUGCCCCAAGAUUAGCUGGGUUGUGUCUGUGUAUAAGCAGGGAAAGCCAGGCAGAUGCUCCCAGGGUUGGAGGGUCCCAAUCCUGAAUGGGAUUUCCUGUGGUGUACCCGUUCAGGCCACUUGAACUCGCAAAGCACUGUCCCAAGUCAUCUGGAGACUGGGCAGCUCUGGACGACUCACACUCUCCUGAUGCAGUGAAAACAGAUGUCUGCAUCAAUAAAGCAGCACGCUUUUACACUACGUUUUGUCACGGCCACUGAUACAGUGCAACAAAGGGUAGGGAUGUCUUUUUGCUUGCCAUUUAUGCCACCAUAACAUUUUUUAUGGCAGUAUAAAUACAAUAUUUGUUUCUACCCGUAGAGUGUACAUCAGCACAUGCCAGGUGUAGUGCUCAUUGUACAAAUCCAUUGUGUGUGAGAUUUCAGAGUUUUCCUAGCUCAGUGAUUGCUAAGGCCCAGUUCUUCAAAGGCAUUUGGAUUUUUGCCUCCCAUUAAAAUCAUUAGGUUUUAGGUGAUUAAAUCUCUGUAGAUCUCUGCUGACAUGUUUAUCUUUAAAUAUUUGCUUUUGAAAUAAUAAACAGAAAGCCACCCUCCAUAGAUGAUGCUCUUGUUUUCUUGAGGUUUGAGAAAUAAAUCAGACGUAAAAACAUGAAAAAGCUAAAUCUGUUUAACAUGAUCACUUGUUGCUCAUUUCACUCUGGAAAGGUUAACAUCUUUUAUGACUGAAUGUACAUUACACUGUACAUGGAGAAGAUCACAGGUACAUACUUUGUCCAGGCUAUAACAACAAACAAGCUGUUGACAGUUUUAGAAUACAUCAUACGAAUGUUUUCGGAAGGUCACUGAGAAUUGUGUAGGUGAUUGAGACAAGGUAGGAUAAGAACACUGUUAGCUUUGGUCAGAUGGACUGCAUUUGAUUAGGAAACAAUGGUGUUGCUUAAUGAGAAUCCCAAAUCUUUUGUCAUCUUACUCUUUUUUUGGAUAUGUUUGUUAAUGUUGCGCACACAGUAACCGCAUUACGUGCCUUCUUUAUAGGGAAGUGUAAAUGUAGGUUAGUUCUUUGCAUUCUUUGACAGAAAGAACUUGCACAAUAAAUAUGAUGAGCUGCUUAGGAUUUUGCAUGUGGGUAGUUCUUUGCUUUGUUUUGGCUGUGUACCCUCAUUUAAUUUUACAUUUCCCCCCCUGGUAAUUGUCAGCAUUCCUGUUGAAAUGAAGGACCACUAAGGGAGGCCUCCUGUGGCUAAAAGUUACACUUGUAGAUUUUCAAAUGCAUUAACAGCCUUCCCCCACCCAAAGAUGAUAUCUUAAGAAAAAUAUGGUUUUUAUUUCAGUGGAAUUGAGUGGGGCUGUUACUAUAGUUCAUUUAAAUUUCUAUGAUCAUUUUUCCAUUAGUUUGGUUACAAAUAUUUUUUAACAGUUUUCUAAAGCUAAAAUUCAUGAAAGCAAAUGUGAUCAUGGGUAACUUGUUUUUGAAAAGCCAAAAAUGAAACCGAUGAUUAAAUCAUGUAUAAAAGCCACUAUGAUAUAAAAUAUAUAACCAUGUAGUUGGGUAAUUUAAAGAAAAGGCAUUGUGACUAUAUCUGUUUAAAACUUUCUGUCACUGCCAGUAAUAAUGCAGCUCCUUUUGCGGUAUUUUAUGUGGUUUUGACAACUGCUACACUAUUUAUCACAGUGUCAUACACUAGCUUUCCUACUGUGUUACUGCUUGCUGGAGCUGCUGCUAUAAUAAUAAUCACUGACAUUUUUAAAGUAUGACCUCAGAAGAUGUAGCCAGUUAGUGCUAGCUAUGUCUCCACUUAAUAAACCUUUUCUUUGGUGUCACAGGAGACAAGGUAACUGGUUGUCUUUAUUCUAACAUAAGCAUUUACAUAGCUAAAAAAAUUGUUUAGGAAUUAGGUUAAAUACCCUAUGGAAAAAAACUUCUACUAUUACUUUCUGUAAUGAAUGUAGACUCUGUAAAAAUUGUCUAAAUCUGUGGGGAAGCCAUUAUUUGGUUUUAAAAAAUAUAUAUUAGGGAAUUGGGGAUAGCUACAUUGAAGACCUAUUUUUGUAGAAUAGGAAAUAAUUGCUCUUUCAUUUUAGUUCUUGCAUAAACUGAUAGACUCCAGCAACAACAUAAGAUUUUAGAAGAGCGACUUGUCAUGGGAUAUUUAAACACCAAUAAAGGCAGUAAAGGUUUUUGUUUGGGUUAUUAAUUUUGUUGCUCUUGUUUGGAUUAUGUUGAUGUUAUAUAAUAUAGUAACAGUAAACUUACAGUUUAUCUGCAAAGGGGAAAGCACUGGGCUUGUGUCUUCCUGAUUUAUGAUUUCUAAAGUAGGCCUGAGGGUUUUACUUGCUUUUUAAUAAAAAAUGUAGUUCUAGUUUGUUUUUGAUGACUGAAAUACUAAUGCAAAUGAUGAUACCAGAGAAGCUAUGAAAGUAUAGGUUUCAUCAAUGGUGCAGAAGAAGGGAUUGGUUUUGGUAGUUUAUCAUUUAAAAAUGAUAAUACCUGUUUAGUUGCAAUAGGUAAUCCACGUUUGGAAAAAAGAGAGGCCUUUGGCUGUGUACAUACGUUCAAAUGAUCUAGGAGAAUUCUCCUGGAUUUAUUUUCCUGGUAGAAAAAUUUACCCAGAGAUGCCUGAACAGAUAUUUGAAUGCUGAACCCCUAAACAACAGAGAGCUUGCAGUGCUGAUGCUGCACAGCCAGGGGGACUGUGCACUCUGGGAUGCUGAAGGACUGUGCUGUAGCUUCUUCUGGAAGAUAAUGUAUACAGCAUUCGUUCUCCUAGGAGAAGCUCUUGGCAGUGAUUUAACCCUGGUUGUUCCCAGGGUGCUUUUCUCCUAGCGUGACCAUUUUUGAUUGUGGAGAAAAAUUCUAAACCUUUGUAUACUUGUAGUUUCUCCUGGGAAACUAUGUUAGAAAGAUAAUGCCAGCUCUUGAUUUACAACAGUAGCUGUAAGACCCUCUCUAAUGGUACUUAAAGGAAGAAUGGAUUUAAUAUUCCUAAUUCUUCUAAGGCAGAAAACAAAGCUGUGUCUCCUAACCCUUUUUUUUAGGGUACCCUUAUACAUUGUGAGGAAGGAAAAAAUCCUCUUUAGGUUGCAUUUUAAUUGCUUUUGUCUCUGAUAGUCACAGAGAUAAUGAAGAAUAAUCAGUAUGUGAUCCUGUGACCUUCAGAGGAGGUCAAUUUCCUCCUCUUUUUUGUUGUAAAAGAGAGAUUCUUUUAAAUUAAGCACCCCAGAUGCAACAGUAACACAGGCCACCUCUCAGGGUCUUUCUGACAAGUCGUAAGGCAAGAGAUUUAAAAAUGCAGACGAACAGGACUGUCAUCAGAAGGCUGGUUUCUCUCUGGCAUUGGAUAAUGUGUGAUCCAAGCUUUAGGGCAAGUCUCAAAUCCAGAAUCUUUUGCUUCAGGUUUGAGAGAGAGCUGCUGGCUGAAUGAAGUUCAUUAGCAUUUGAAGGUAAUUUUUCAAAUUGUUGUAUGGUGUUUUAUGUUCACAGGAGUCAUGUAGCAAGACUACUUGCAACCCUUGGGAACUUACCCUUCAGGUUCCAGUUUAAAGUCAUCAUUAGUCCCUGCAGUCUGUUAGGGUGUACUAAUGACCGUGGACAGGUAUUACAUUUGUAUCAAGAAAUACGUUCACUUAGCAUGGCAAAAAGUAAACAUACAGCAAUUCAGGUAGUUUUUCAUGGAAAAAUACAUGGUGGGUGCAUGAUGAAAUAGUAGCUCUUUCUAACAGUAACUUUUCAGCACUGCUUCAAUUUCUAGCACCACCUAGUAAUGCCUUUGCACUUACAGGUGCACCACAGGGCAUGGUGCGGUCCUCCAGUAUCCCAGAAGGCUUUGCUCCCAUCUCCCCCAUGUACUUCCAGCUACCCUCCCCCUUCCCCCCCUGCUCCUCCUGCACACACAUACACAUACAGCUCCAGGGAGUUUGUCUGUCAUGCAAAACUCGACUGCCUAGGGCAGGAGGAGUCAGGUUCACAAGUCACCAUGCGGAUUUGUUUUCCACGUCUGUCUUUCUCUGUGAACAGGAUAAAAUCCUUCCUGUCCAAAAACCCCAAUAAGAAUCCAACUGCCAAAUUCUCUGGCCAUGCCAAAAACCUCUGUCCCUGUUGUGUCAGCAUCUUUGGCAUUAUCAAGUCAAGAGGAAGGGUGCAGAGCAGGAAAUUGUAGGUGGUGGAACUUGUGUCUGGGUACUUCAGGACGUUAGCUCUUUUGCUUUUACAAGUGAUAAAUCAUGGUUGGGGUGAAGGGGAGACUCUUCAGCUUCUUCUCUGAAGCAGAGCCCCACCUGAGGUGGUGCCAAAGGUGGCACAGCCAGGAAGUGCAAGUGUGCUUGGCACGGUGAUCAGCUGCUGUAAUUUGGAAAGGCCUUGGUUGGGGUAAGGGAUAGUCCCCAGGGCCCCCUUCCUGAAGUGGAGCCAGUGUCAGAACCUCCCUCCUGUUGCUGACCUCCCAGGGGUAGGCCUUGACUCUGUGCUGGCAGGAGUACAGCAUGCACUGAACCUGCCAGCACUGCUGAAAUGGGAGCCACGGGGCAUGUAGUGGAAACUGAACACGUGUCCUGUAGCUUUGUACUCCCAAGUGUGGCAGGGGGGGAGGGGAGGGGAUGGGGGAGUGGUUCCCUGGACAGCCAGCCAAUAGGCAUUUUCCUCUGCAUUCAGCUGUCCUGCACAGAUGGAGGCCUCUGCAAAGCAUCGUGGGAUUGCUGCAUGUCAGCCCCCUGGCUGCAGAGUGCCUGUGGUACAUACUCUUGUCAUGCUCUGCACUGCUCCAUACAACCAGGACUUGAGUGUCUGGAUGUGCAUUUCAUGCUAGCUUUGUGGUGCUGCAAAUCCCCCUGAAAUUCUUACCAUUUCAAAUUAAUGCCUGUUCAUAGUUGAUGUGAAGGGGAGAGAGAGAUGGCAGUGCUGGAAGCUGUUACCUGUCCUUAUCUUCAUGUAAGUUCUGCAGCACCCAUCCUGUGCUGCUUGCCCUUAUUCCAUUCUGUGUAGAUAUCCAAAAGUCAGAAAUUUCUUACCUUUUAAAUUUAUAGUUAGUAUAAGUAAAUCAUCAGAGAGGCACUCCAUGUAUAAUUCAGCACAUUUCUAUAUUCUUGAAAUGGAAAAAAGAGAUUAAUAAGUGUAGAUGUCUUUACUGAAUAAAAGGAAUUACUGUUGAAGCGUGUGUCGUAAGCGGGGAAGCUGACUUUCUAUCCAGAACAGAAGCAUGGAGACACUGUAAGAUGGCUUCUGUUGCUGCUUUUCUUGCUUCCUUACUGUACAGGAAGGGAGGGGCAGGGUCCAAUUUUCAGUAGAUGCUACCAUUUUAAUUCUUUCACAGAUGAAUUGGAGCAUGGACAGAGUUUAAGCUUCAACUCACUCACUCUUCCUUUCCUGCUCAGCCAAAAGCAGCCAACUCAGCUGUGAAAGGGUUGAAACCGAAGCUUUUGCCCGAGCAGGAAAGUGAGGGUGCCUGAAUUGAAGAUUAGGCUCUGUCUCUGCUCUACAUGGUCAUAACUGGAAAUCUUUGUUCUUCACUCUGCUUUCCUCAAAAUAAAAUGUGUGGGGUAUGUGAGGAAAAUAGGGUAAAAUCAGAAUAGCGUUGUUUGGUGACUCCUUGUUACUUUA
This is a messenger RNA of Alligator sinensis (Chinese alligator), 10498 nucleotides long. It is a transcript of the gene TBC1D7, whose product is annotated as TBC1 domain family member 7. The transcript is spliced from 8 exons. The record is from RefSeq and is a predicted model, not a curated record. Gene Ontology annotation, biological process: negative regulation of TOR signaling; activation of GTPase activity. Lineage: Eukaryota; Metazoa; Chordata; Crocodylia; Alligatoridae. The coding region runs from base 354 to 1076 and encodes 240 amino acids. Gene Ontology annotation, molecular function: GTPase activator activity.